Molecule: messenger RNA, 288 nt
Organism: Aspergillus welwitschiae
Lineage: Eukaryota; Fungi; Ascomycota; Eurotiomycetes; Eurotiales; Aspergillaceae
Exons: 4
Coding region: 1-288 (95 amino acids)
Source: RefSeq, a predicted model, not a curated record
AUGAGAACUCUCAAACGGGCACAUCCGGUUGAACAGCGACGACUGCCACAGCGCUCACAUCGUAACAAUUUGACAUUGCUUUGUUUUGGUACGCUGUUGCGUGUAACGGUGCACGAGCAAUCGUCCGCGUGCAUCCAACCGGAGCCGUGUCCAAUCACUGUCGGUUUGAAGGUGCAGUCCGGGACGAACGACACUGCGGUCGGAGCAGCCCCUCGCAAAUUCGAAAUCCGUCGCUUGGUGAUUGUGCCUUUGAUCGUCGAGCAGGAUCAGAAAUUUGAGGUCUCUUGA